GCCUCGAAUUGGCGGAUUUCACAAAACAGGGCGUUUAUUUUGUUCAGACGGCUUUUGAUGAUUCAAACAGUUACACAAACACAUCUUCCAUGUAAUACUGAAUUCAGGAUAUCUGCUCCAAUGGUGAUUUCAGCUGUUGACAUAAGGAGAUCGUUUUAUUCUUUUUGGACCUGUGCCAUGAACUUCUUGUUUAUGGACUGUAAAGGGCUGGUUGUUAAUCUACGAAUUUUAGGGCAGGUUCAUCGCACGUUCAUGAGAGGUUGUCUGUCAGACAUAAUUGACUACAACACGACUACCGUAGACCUAUUGACAUCGCGCGACCGAUGUCUGCAUCUGCCGAUGAAGUACCUGUUCGCCGGCAAUUAUCGCGUCAUACAGAAGAACCAACAGCUGACGCUGUGCACGUGUCACGAGAGCUUGUGCAACAACGCCGCGUCGUUCUUGGUCCACAGUAUGUGGGUGAUCGUGUUUAUGUUUCUUACGGUAGUUCCUGCCUUUGGCCUCCUGUGGAUUCCAUGA
This is a messenger RNA of Soboliphyme baturini, 519 nucleotides long. The record is from the annotation of a GenBank genome assembly. Lineage: Eukaryota; Metazoa; Nematoda; Enoplea; Dioctophymatida; Soboliphymatidae.